Messenger RNA from Orbilia oligospora ATCC 24927, 1218 nucleotides. RefSeq lists its product as uncharacterized. Gene Ontology annotation, cellular component: endoplasmic reticulum. The record is from RefSeq and is a predicted model, not a curated record. Gene Ontology annotation, biological process: transmembrane transport. NCBI's taxonomy places the organism in Eukaryota, Fungi, Ascomycota, Orbiliomycetes, Orbiliales, Orbiliaceae. The coding region runs from base 1 to 1218 and encodes 405 amino acids. The transcript is spliced from 9 exons.
AUGACUAUUCGUUCGAUUAUUCCCCCGAAUGGCCUUCCAAAAUAUCGUAGCGAUCGAUAUGUUCCUAGAAACAGAGCCCAAGAGCGCCAUGUGAUAAGACAAAGAGGCAAUGCCCCUCUCGGAAGAAGCGACGGCUCUUCAGAUAUAAUCAAGCCGAAGGUCAUGAUUGUUGCAAUAUUCAGCCUCGAAGCCGACGUCUUCCUAAAUAACUACACCCCCACCCUCUACGGCCUCAACGUCACGGUCCCCGGUCUUUCCCCCCGUUAUCCAGAAGUAUACUGUACCACCACCGGAGAGGUUUGUCAUAUUACUACGGCAGAAGCAGAGAUUAAUGCAGCGGCUUCAAUGUCUGCGCUUGUAUAUUCUCGGAUGUUUGAUCUGAGUGAGACGUAUUUUUUUAUUGGGGGUAUUAGUGGGAUUAACCCGAAUUAUGGAACGACGGGGACGGUGACAUUUCCGAGGUUUGCGGUGCAGUUGGGGCUGCAGUAUGAGAUUGAUUCGGGACAGUUGCCGAGGGGUGGGGGGUUGGAUUUUGGGAGUGGGUUUUUUACGCAAAGAACAAAGGAGUUUAAGAAUAACAUCUAUCCGGGCGUAAUAUAUGGAACGGAGGUGUUUGGGUUGAAUGAAGCAUUAAGGAAGAGGGUCUUUUUAGCGACAACUGGUGUUAAGCUGGUUGAUACCGAGGCAGCGAGAUAUAGAAGACUAUACAGUAUACCAGCGGCGAGGACGCCCCCUGGUGUUACUUUGUGUGAUACCGGAACUUCUGAUACUUGGUGGACUGGAUCAGUACUUGCUGGGGUCUUUGGGAAUCUUACUGUCUUGCUUACCAAUGGAACUGGGGAGUAUUGUACAACUCAGCAAGAAGAUAACGCUACACUGGCAGUUCUAGUCCGCGCUGCGGCCGCUAACUUGGUGGAUUUUGCACGUGUUAUCAUUUUACGCACCGGAAGCGAUUUUGAUCGAGCACCGCCUGGUAUCGAUGAGUUAUACCAUCUUCUUCAAGCCCCACAGGGUGGAUUCGCUGGUGCUAUCGCAAAUAUCUAUGUUGCUGGUGUAAGAGUCGUCAAUGAUAUUGUUAGUCAUUGGGAUGAGGUGUAUAAAGCAGGGGUCAAACCGACCAAUUAUAUUGGGGAUAUACUGAAUACUCUUGGGAGCCCAUAUGGCCAUGCACCCGAUAUCGGUGUCGAGGACCAAUUCGUCGUCUUAGUCAGAUCCUAA